CGACAAUCAAGCACCAAUUUGAGAGCGGCCACAUACAUAUAAAUAAGAGCAUCGACGCUGGGAGAAAUAGACGGUGCGGUAGCAGCUUGUUAGCCAUGUGCAUACAAGGAGGAUAGACUCCUUUGCCUGUGUCUCAUCCAUUCGACGCAAGAAGUGCGGUAAACGCUAGCGCUAGCAGCGCACCAACAUCCACUGCCCUUACAUUGACAUCAUAUAACGAGUCCUCCCUCAACAUAGCCAGCAAAAUGGCUCCUCGAGGCAGAUAUGAAUCCGUGAAGGCGCGACCCCCUUCAAAGGAAAGCUCGUCUACAGACCAGGAUUAUUUCUCCUUCGGCGCAGUCGAUGCCGCGCAAGCUGGACUAUCCGGCACUUCAAGCAUGCCACUUCAGCCGCCUCCUCCCUGGGGUCAGGUGCAAGAGGACUCAGCAAUCAGCGCCUCAGCGAGGCUACUCGAAAUGCAACAGUCAGCGGCACAGGCUGAAAAGUUGAGCGGUCGGCCCUUGCCUGGUGCGGAAGGGCGUGAACAGGAUGCCAUUUACAUGGCCCAUUCCGAUGAGGAGGAGGAUGAAGACUCCGAUGAAUACGAAUAUGAUGACGUGGAUGGCGAAAUCUUCAUGGCUCAGUCGGACGAUUCAGACGACGAGUACCUGCCACCGGAAAGACCGAAGAGUACUCAACGCAAACAUGGUGCUUAUACGCAAUCUGCGGACGCACCACCGGUGGUAGGCUUGGAAGAACUCGAUGAGCUUGACCUGGCUUUUCAAGGAGGGAAUGCGGCGACUACGCGCCACUACAACGUCACUGUCGAAGAGGGAAGUCUGAAGGCUUCACGGUUGGACACAGAUCAAUGGCUCAGCGAGGCUCUUUCCAAGCAACCGUAUCAACCGGAAGAGGUCGAAGUGGACGUGGACGCGUUCAAAGCUUUUGUUGGAAAUGUGCAGCAGCAAGGCACUGCCUCAAUAAACUUGGACGAAGACGACGAUGAUGACCAGCGUCGGCUGUUCGAGCGCGAGCUCGCGGCAUCACGCGGAUUCGGCAAGCGCAAAACGAGGAAUUUGGCUCGCGUCAAGCAGUAUUCAGACGAAGUUAACCAUCUGCUCCGUCAAGGUCAUGCAGCUUAUGCUGAGGGUGACCCAGAAGCCGCUAUCCACAGCUUCAAUGAAGUCAUCCGCAUUGAGCCGACCAUUUUUGAAGCAUGGCAAGUGCUUGGCUUGGUUUAUGACAUGAUUGGCGAGCAAGAGAAAGGUCUUCAAGCAAAGAUUUUGGCCGGUCACUUGGUUGCUACCAGAGCACCACACUGGAUCGACCUCGGGCGUGACUCGUAUCAGCUGGGCUUGCUCGUCCAGGCCGAGCACUGCUUCCACGAAGCGAUGAAGGCCGACAAGGACAACCUCGUCGCGAUGUUCGACCGUGCAACGAUCCUGAACAUGCUAAAUCAGCAAGUCAGAGCCUCUCGCCUUCUUGCUCAUUAUCUUGAGCGCCGACCGUACGAGGCAGAGGCCGUCCGCAACUAUAUCCCUUGCUUGACAGCGAUCGGCGAGCGCGCUAAGGCGCUCGACUACCUCGAACACAUGAAAGACUGGAACCUCACGACUUUCCCGGAUCCUCUGCGGCCCAUUCCAGCCCAGAUCGUCCCUGCUAACUAUCCCCGAGAACCCACUUUUGGUGCCGAAGAGGCAGCGACGAUGGCAGACUUCUACCUGCAGUUUGGCAAUGCUUCGAAGACUGUCGAGGUGAUCAAACAGAGCAUGAGGUGGCUGCAAGGACGUUCGCAGGAGAUUUUCUGGGACUCUGUGCACGACGACGAUCGCGAAUUCGACGAGCGAAGACCACAGGAGGGCACCGAGCACAGGAUGGGGACAUACUCGCGCAGGAUUCAGACUUCACCUCCGCAUGGUAUGGAUCCUGUACUGCGCGUUUAUCUGGGAAAGGCAAGAUUGCGAAUGGGUAACAACAAAGAGGCAAAUAUGCACUUUGACCUUGCGCUCGAAGCAGAAGCAACGCCAGAUAUCCUCGCGGCAUGGAGGUAUGCUGCAGAUGCGUGUAAGGACCUUGGCGAAUGGGAGAAGGCACUGGUGAUGUACAGUGCGCUGGCCGAUAGUCCGGAAUCAAAUACAAGUGAGAUCUGGGCUCUCGUCGGGAAGUGCCAAGUCGAGCUUGGACAAUACGAAAUCGCGCGGCAGACGUUGGAGGAAACUGUGGAGAUCGAUGCGAACGCCGUUGAUGCCAAGCUCGACCUUGCUCGAGUUCUGCAAUAUUUCAAAGACACCAAAAGAGCCAUGAAGCUCGUCGUUGAAGUAAUCGAGGAACGUCGAAAGCAGCAAGCUGCCAGCGGCGAGCCGCCGACGGAGGAGUUUGAGAUGUUGAAUUCAUUUUUCGACGAGACGAGACAAUACCACGACCAACAAAGAUCCGCCUCCACCAAAUUCAAAAUCUCUCGACAAGACAGGGAGAAGAUGAUGGCUGCUAAAGAAGCAGAAGUACUUCUCUAUUUCCGCGCAACCAAGCUGAUGGAGUAUGAUGUCUUCGUUGAAGGCUGGUGGCGCCCAGAGGUGAAGAUGGACGCAGAGCAUGAUGUCAUCGUCGCAGAAUACCUUAACAAGGCCGGAAAAUUGAUCGACACGUUCAAAGACACAAAACGACUUUUCCCGGGGGACAGGUCUAAACGAUUCAAGGGCCUUACCACUGAGCCCAGGCGCAAUAGGCGCAAGCAGUCUGGGUACAUCAAUGAUCGCACAGGGGAACUGCUCAGUAGUCUGCGAUCGGAAUUGAGUGCUGGCAUUGCGGACGAUGGGACGUUGGACGAUGCAACAAGCCAAGAGGGGGCCACACAUGCGAUGGGAGUACAUCUCGAUGAAUGGAUCGACCUCUUCAUGAAGUACGCAUUCGUUCUAACCAAGACAGGAGAUGGGGACUCAGCUCGUGAGACGCUUGACCUCCUUUCACAGUCAAAUGCCAUUUGGACGUAUGAGGAUCGCCGCUUGGCACUAGAGCUGUGCAAGACUGCGACAGCACUUUAUGAUCGCGAUCCUGCUCAGACUUUUGUUGGCUUGCGGUUCUUGACCGGCGCAUACGCAUUCCACGAAGAGCCGCAUCGCCUGUGGAACAGCGUGAGCAAUCACCUCGGCUUUUACGGCAUGGGCGAAGCUAUGAACAAUGAGCACCGGAGGCAAAUCAAGCGUCGCAACAAGCUGAUCGAGCAGAUCAGUCUGGGCAAAGCUCACGCGUUCAAUGUGACGCACAAGGCUUGGGUCGACCCUUCACAUCGAAAGUCUGUCCGCGAAGGCGAAGACGCGACGGAAGAUGACAGUAGCGAGGGUGAAAACGAAGAAGCGCUGAUCGAGAUGCGCAAAAGGGCGCGAGCUGCAAAAGGACGACAAGGACCACUGCCGAAGAAGUCACAUUUGCUGAAAGCCGGAGGAUAUCCGUCACAGCCGAGCGCGGUCGGCAUGGCCCUCGAAGCAUGCGGUUUGCUGAGCACAGACUCGUAUCAAGGUGCACUGGGUGCAGCUCUACGGACGCUAGACAAGGUACCGACGGAUGCGUUGCUGAUGAUGAUUGCAGGCAUUUCUAGUAUCGGUCGUGCAUCGAACAGGCAGGUCGACAAUCGUCAUUACAUGAUCAUCCAGGGCCUUGCCAUGCUGUCAGAGAGCAUGAAGUUGUCAAAUCUCGAAGGAACUGCUAUUUCCCACUACAACAUAGCUCGCGCACUACACCACGUCAGUCUGGCCCACCUUGCAAUUCCGCACUACGAGCGGUGCCUGGAGCUUCAUGAUCAGCAUCAAGGUUCCAACGAACAGCCCUUUGAUGUGACGCGGGAGGCCGCAUUUAAUCUGGCCAAUCUGUAUACAACAACAGGAGGUUCAAGAAGGGCUAUGCAUCUGUAUCGAAGGUAUCUCACGGUGUAGCCCGGCCAGAAUCUCCUCGCGAGGACAAUUUAAGAAAGCAACCGUCCGAACAUCACCAUUUCAGGAUUCGCCCUGCUGGCUGCAUUCGGCAUACCCAUGUAUUCUUGUGUGGCUUUGCACACUAUGUAUUCGGCAUUCCCUAG
Tilletiaria anomala UBC 951 is the source of this 4051-nucleotide messenger RNA. RefSeq names its product TPR-like protein. Gene Ontology annotation, molecular function: protein binding. The transcript has 13 exons. Lineage: Eukaryota; Fungi; Basidiomycota; Exobasidiomycetes; Georgefischeriales; Tilletiariaceae. Gene Ontology annotation, cellular component: transcription factor TFIIIC complex. Bases 246 to 3908 code for a protein of 1220 amino acids. Gene Ontology annotation, biological process: transcription by RNA polymerase III. The record is from RefSeq and is a predicted model, not a curated record.